AUGUCUACAACUGUAAAUGUCUCUAUACCUGAUUCUGUUACUCCCCGAAAGGUUAUCAUCUGUUACGAUGAGUCUGACGCGAGCCGCCAAACAUUGGAAUGGGUAAACGGCCACGGCGUGCUUCUUCCUACUGAUGAAAUUACAAUUGUUACUUGCAUCAACGAAGACGUUGCCAAAAUUGAAGGCCCUGGUGGUUGGCAAACCAUUGCCAUUGGUGGUAUUGACUGUGCUGCUGACUACAGACAUACGGUCGCUCAAUUGGAGUCUCAAGGCAGAGAAAGCUUAGCCGAGGCUGUUCACGCCAUGCAUGCCUUGGGUUUGAAACAUGUCAAGGCUGAAAUUCUCAGAGGUGUAGCUACUGCUGAAAUUGUUAAGUUUGCCAAGGAAAAGCAAGCUGAUCUCGUUAUUUGUGGUAGCCGUGGUCUUGGUUAUUUAAAGAGAAAGCUGAUUGGAUCCACAUCUGAACAUCUUGUGCAUCAUCUGGAUUGCACUGUGAUGGUUGUUCGAUCUCAUCCUGAUGCAGCCAAACAUUAA
This is a messenger RNA of Mucor velutinosus, 534 nucleotides long. RefSeq names its product alpha-tubulin. The transcript has 3 exons. The coding region runs from base 1 to 534 and encodes 177 amino acids. NCBI's taxonomy places the organism in Eukaryota, Fungi, Mucoromycota, Mucoromycetes, Mucorales, Mucoraceae. The record is from RefSeq and is a predicted model, not a curated record.